Molecule: messenger RNA, 1981 nt
Organism: Marchantia polymorpha subsp. ruderalis
Lineage: Eukaryota; Viridiplantae; Streptophyta; Marchantiopsida; Marchantiales; Marchantiaceae
Source: the annotation of a GenBank genome assembly
GGUAGCCCUCCCCUGUGCCUUCGAGCUCCCGCUGCCUUCAGCGACUUCAGGCGGCCGGGGCGGCGACGGGUAAUAAGAGCGGGUGGUGUUCAAGCGUGUUCUGGUGUUGGACGAUAAAGUGCAAAGUUUCCCGAGGGGACUGUGCGCGGGGGCACGAUCGAGAUGAAGAUUUGAGCCAGUGAUCGAAAACGCUGUGGCCGAGGACGAGGAGAAUUCGGUGAUCGAACUCGCCGAAAUAGUGGGCAUCGUUCUUUUCGUGCAUGGGACACGAUCUCGAUGCGGCCCCCACUUUACAGCUGACCUCAUCUCCCGAGAGGCGGGACGACAGCGGACGAUGUCCCCCGCGCCCUGGCACUCACUACGACGUAGUAGCUCGGUCAGCUGACCGCGACGACGACGACGACGGCCACAGGCGCUGCUGCAGUAGAAGGGCCGAGCUGCCGACUGGAAGCUGCAGUCCUGCACGCCAUGCAUCAUCACCGCGACGGCCAGUGCGGACACGUGAAGAAUCACGGUGCCCCGAUGAAUCCACAACGAAUCGGCGCUGACAUACAUCGAUCUCCUGCGUCGCCAAUAAUUUCCGGUCGAAGAUCAUGAAAGAGCAAUCUGUACGGGCAGCAAAAGCUGCGGCUGUGAGCGCUUUCCCGCAGCAGAGAAGCCCUGCAGCGGCCGCAGGCUCGAAUGUGGCUUGUGUAAGAUCAUGAACCCAGCCGAGCUCCAUUGGUCGUGUGCAAUCUCUCCAAAGCUGCAGCUGCCACCUCCUCGAUGACCGCUUCUCGUCCAGGCUCCAGAGCCCAUGAACUACAGGUGAUGGUGUCCUGCUUGCGUGCCUGCCUGCGCUGCGUCUGCUGCUCUGGGCAGGGCAGUCGUCCACACUGACAGGGCGUUUGCGUUAUCGACUGUCAGCACCACUUCCGUUCCACUUCCCUCCCCCCUGCCGCUAGUGCUGCUGCUGCUGCAAAGGUACCUUUGAGAGGUACUUCACCACGGGUUCAAGGAUGAGGUGAAUAUCCAUGGCCUGGUGCAGAGGCGAGGGCUUGUAUACGACGGGGUUUAUGUGUUGGAGCUUUGUAAAAGUUUGUGUCCGUGCUGAUUGAUGGUGGAGGGAGAUACAGAGAAGUGAGGCCUGUCAUGCAAGCCCACGCUGUGUCAGUUAGCUGGAAGCAAUUAGACGAAGGCCUUGGAUGGCAUGGAAUGGAACGGAACUGUAUGCAAGAGCUUUCGUCAUGUUUCUGAUGCCGGUCCGAAAGUUGGGAGGUAACGACUUUCUGCACUAGCGUGGUCACAUUUCAAGUCUCCAUGUGCCCCCCCAUACCACAAACUGCAAGAGUCUCUCAGAGCUCGUUGUGUCAUCAGCCGUGAAUCAUCUCUUGAUCGUCCUUGUAGUUGGAGGUACAGAGUUCUGACGAGUCAAAUCAGGAUCAGUCCUCAUUUGACUGAUCAAAAACUCCAGAUAUAAAGAAAGGAAUUACUUUCCAGCCCAGGACCCUUUUCUUCAGGACACAGCAGAGCUUCUCUUUCCCGAGCUCAGUCCGUCGCAGCUCCAAGAGCAGAUUCGAGCCGUAUAACAAAUGCUUGGAGUCAACAGCUUCAAAUACACUUCUCAUGGUUCUCUCACGGUUGAGAUUUACACAUGAUAUCAUCCAAUCUACGAAAUCCUGACUCGGUCGUUCUUGUCAUAAUCGAUUAAAUUUCAGUACACUUUCAGGAUCUGAUUCGUGAAGAUGGGGCUCGGUGUUCUUACACCAAAGGCAGCCGUUGAUUGGAAUCGACGCGAGGUGUAAUCUCUUGGAGAGGAUGUGGAAUAUGAAAUGGAUCCUGAUCUCUCUCUACCUUGACAGCCGAUCAUCGUUCUUACUGUGUGAGAAAGAGUGAGGGCGUCCAGCGAGCUUAUGGUGAAUCAAAAAUUUACUCUGUCGAAAGAAUCCUUCUUGGACAGCGAAGCAUUAAUAUUUCGUUGUGAUCGGAAGAUUCGCAGCUU